Messenger RNA from Gossypium raimondii (Peruvian cotton), 1803 nucleotides. Its product is annotated as abscisic acid 8'-hydroxylase CYP707A2. The record is from RefSeq and is a predicted model, not a curated record. Lineage: Eukaryota; Viridiplantae; Streptophyta; Magnoliopsida; Malvales; Malvaceae. The coding region runs from base 74 to 1474 and encodes 466 amino acids. Gene Ontology annotation, biological process: abscisic acid metabolic process; sterol metabolic process. The transcript is spliced from 7 exons. Gene Ontology annotation, molecular function: (+)-abscisic acid 8'-hydroxylase activity; heme binding; iron ion binding.
AUUUUCCUCACACAACUUCUUCACCAUUCAGCUACCAAGCCAAGAUUUCCACCCUAUUUAUAAUUUAUUAAACAUGGCAUUCUAUUUUAUGAUUCCCUUAUUUGCUUCCAUUUUAUUUAUUUUUCUCUUCAAUUUUCUGCUUAAUUUGUUCAAAUCCAAAAAAUCCCGGGACUUACCCCUCCCGCCUGGCACCCUGGGUUGGCCGUACAUCGGUGAAACCUUUCAGCUCUACUCCCAAAACCCAAAUGUCUUCUUUGCUUCCAAGCAGAAAAGGUACGGCUCCAUAUUCAAGACCCAUAUACUUGGGUGUCCCUGUGUGAUGAUUUCCAGCCCGGAAGCUGCGAAAUUCGUGCUUGUCACCAAGUCUCACCUCUUCAAGCCAACGUUUCCGGCCAGUAAAGAGAGGAUGUUGGGCAAACAAGCCAUUUUCUUUAGCCAAGGACAGUACCAUGCCAAAUUGAGGAAGCUUGUGCUCCGUGCCUUCGUGCCUGAGGCCAUCAAAAGCUUCGUUUCUAACAUCGAAUCCAUUGCCAAAGAUUCUCUCCAGUCAUUGGAAGGCAGGCUGAUUACCACUUUCCAAGAAAUGAAAACGUACACAUUCAAUGUUGCGCUGCUAUCAAUAUUCGGAGAGGAUGAAGUGAAGUACAGAGAAGAUCUGAAGAGGUGUUAUUACAUAUUAGAAAAAGGGUAUAACUCGAUGCCCAUUAACAUUCCGGGUACACUUUUCAACAAAUCGAUGAAAGCAAGGAAAGAGCUAGCUCAGAUCCUGGCCAAAAUCAUAUCGACCAGGAGGGAAACGAAGCAGGAGUACAAUGACUUGUUGGGUUCUUUCAUGGGUGAUAAAGAAGGCCUCACCGAUGAACAAAUCGCUGAUAACAUCAUUGGUGUAAUCUUUGCUGCUCGUGACACCACCGCUAGUGUACUCACUUGGAUAAUUAAGUACCUUGGAGAAAACCCCAGCGUUCUUCAAGCUGUCACGGAUGAACAAGAGGCCAUAAUGAAAGGUAAAGAGAAAUGCGGUGAGGAGCAAACUCUGAGCUGGGCAGAUACCAAGAAGAUGCCCAUAACUUCAAGAGUGAUUCAGGAGACACUUAGGGUUGCUUCGAUUUUAUCUUUUACCUUCAGAGAAGCAGUGGCUGAUGUUGAAUAUGAAGGGUAUCUUAUACCAAAAGGAUGGAAAGUUUUACCACUUUUUAGAAACAUUCAUCACAGCCCAGAAAUCUUCCCAGAUCCUGAAAAGUUUGAUCCUUCAAGAUUUGAGGUUGUUCCAAAACCCAAUACAUUUAUGCCAUUUGGCAAUGGAACACAUUCAUGUCCAGGGAAUGAGUUAGCCAAGCUGGAAAUCAUGGUCCUUCUCCAUCAUCUGACCACAAAGUACAGGUGGUCUAUGGUGGGUACAAACAGUGGAAUUCAGUAUGGUCCUUUUGCUCUUCCCCAGAAUGGUUUGCCCAUCAGAUUAAUCAGAAAAUCAUAGGCAUGCACUCAAUUUCUUAAUUUUAGAGUAUGAAGCAAAGAAUGCAAAGGCAAAGACAGUUCCAACAAAGAGCUUUUUGGACAAAUGAAGAAACUUGAGAUCAUAAAUAACAAAAAUGGAAAGAAAAAAAAAACCAAGACCCCAAACUGUACAGAAAAGAAAAGCAAAAUCUGCAAACAGUUUCCUGUUUAUUCUUUCUUUCUCCAACUCAUAGCAAAGAAUAACAAAAAAUGGAAAGGGAGUGUCUUUUGUAAGCUUUCUUAAUUUAAAUGAAGUCCGCAAGGCAAAAAAAAAAAAAUUCAUAUUUAUAUGAAUUAUUGAAAAUUUUA